This is a messenger RNA of Somion occarium, 1484 nucleotides long. Lineage: Eukaryota; Fungi; Basidiomycota; Agaricomycetes; Polyporales; Cerrenaceae. The record is from the annotation of a GenBank genome assembly.
AGGACUACAAGAGGCGCUGGUUCGAUCCAUUCUUACUACUUACUACCACCCGAUCAUGCAUGCAUGACUUAGGCUCUUCAUUGCAUCUCCCGUAUACCAAGCACCAAUAACCCCUACAACCACCAUUCUUGCGGAUAAUCGAUAUCCGUAAUGACGUCCAUCCAAGCCAUCUACAUUCGAGGCUAUGAAGAACGUUAUGAACCCAAAUCGCACGUAGUCUACCGCAUAGAGAUCCAAGCGUCCGUCCGCUCAUGGCAAAUGUGGCGACGAUAUUCGGAGUUCGUCGAUCUCCACACCGAACUCGCGAAAUCCACAGGGUCACCUCCACCAAGUAUACUCCCGCCUAAACGAUCAGUGACCAUGUCCAUGCCACUCUUUCGAUCAAAGGCUAGUCAGGAAGCCUUGGAACAGCGGAAGGAAGGGCUUGAACGGUACCUCCGAGCGAUCCUCAGUGCCAAGGAGGACAAGUGGCGGGAGAGUUUCGCUUUUCGGGAUUUCUUGGGUGUGCCUGUGGGGAAGCAGGGGGGAGUGGAAGGGGGUGCUCCUUCAUCGUUUACGAGCUCGUCAUGGUUGGACGAACAUAUCGACCUUCAAGCUCGAAUACGAGAUAUCCGGGCGGAUAUUAACAAACGGGAUGCCCUUUCAGAUCGAGGUGACGUCUCGGGGUCUCAUCAGGCGAACGUCCAGGCGAAGAAGAAGCUUGCUGGUGUGUUAACCCGCGUUGGGGUCCUAGAGUCUGGAUUGCAGACCCUCGGACUGGCUGGGAUGAGUGAGGGAGAGUUGCAAAGACGGAGGGAUAUGGCUGCACGACUACGUGACGACUGCGAAAGGUUGGCCAAGAUGGUCACCGUUGCACGUUUGACUUCUCGAGGAUUAGGACCCGCCGCAGAACGAAAUCCUGCGUCUGAAUCUGACAGGGCAGCAUUGCUCGAAUCACCAUCCAGCGCAGCGUUUGGUCGCCCGUCUGGACGAGCAUUUGGCGUAGCGCCUCAACCGAAGGAGACAGAACAAACUCGACCUUUGGACGAGACUGGCUUGGUACAGAUGCAGCACUCUCAGAUAGAUCAGCAAGACUCCCAGCUUGCGCAGCUUUCGACCAUUCUUCAGAGGCAGAAGCAUCUAGGUCUAGCCAUCAAUCAAGAGCUGAACGAGCAGACUGAGAUGUUGGAUGAUUUGACGAACGAGGUUGAUCGCUUUGGUGGGAAGCUCACGGGUGCGAAGAGGCAGAUGAACAGACUGGGGUAGACCAACAGAGGUUCCUUUAGUCGCAUUAUGAGCAUGCGGAAUCUGUUGUAUUCUUAUAUUUCUUGGCAUAUCUCUGCAUUGCUUCCUGUAGACACAUGGAUUUUCUGGGUUACUCUCUUUCAUUGAAUGGUGGAUAUAUCAUGUCAUAUUACAUCUCUAUGGUACUCUAGAUCCGUAUAAUAGUCCGUUACAUCAAUGUGGUAUCCUCUACAGUCUAUGAUAUCCGAUUGUCGUCCUCG